UUUUGUUUUAUUUUUUUUCUAGAAUUUGCUUGGGUAACAUUGACCACAAAUGAUACCUAUUCAUUGGGUGCCUUAGUGUUGGCCCAUUCUCUAAGAAGGGCCGGUACAGUCCAUCAAUUGGCCGUCCUGGUGACACCGGGAGUUUCAGAGUCAAUGCGCGAGAAGCUCAAAGACGUGUACAAUGUCGUACAAGAAGUCAAUAUUAUGGAUUCACAGGACGCGGCCAAUUUGGCUCUGUUGUCACGGCCCGAAUUGGGCAUAACCUUUACGAAAUUACACUGUUGGCGUUUGGUGCAGUUUGAGAAGUGUGUGUUCUUGGAUUCGGAUACUUUGGUCUUACAAAAUUGUGAUGAACUCUUCGAUCGCGAAGAAUUCUCUGCCGCCCCCGAUGUCAGUUGGCCGGAUUGUUUCAAUUCGGGUGUUUUUGUGUUCAAACCCAGCCAAGCGACCUACGAUAAAAUCGUUGAGUUCGCUCUGAAAAAUGGCAGUUUCGAUGGCGGUGAUCAGGGUUUGUUGAAUCAGUACUUUGCCGAUUGGGCCACCAGUGAUAUUAAGAAACGUCUGCCGUUCUUGUACAAUGUGACCGCCUAUGCUUCGUACUGCUAUUUGCCCGCCUUCAAACAGUUCAGAGAUAAAAUUAAGAUUUUGCAUUUUGCCGGUAAAAUGAAACCCUGGUUGAUGCAAUACAAUUCCCAAUCGAAGGUCGCCAGCGUACCAACAUAUUACAGUCAUGCCAAUGAUUUGAUUCAACUCUGGUGGAAUAUAUUCUUCGAUCAUGUUCAUGCUCAAUUGAAUACAAAUAUGGCUGGUUUGGCUGGUGCUUUGUCACAACUGCGUUUGGGUGAACCCCGUACCCCCGAGCAAGAAGCUUACGAGCAUUUGAUGCGUCGUCAAUGCUGGGAAUCUGGACAAAUCGAUUAUUUGGGUCGUGAUUCCUUCGAUAAUAUUUGGAAGAGAAUUACACAGACCCUGGAGAAUAAGCCAGCGGAUGAUGAUGACAAAACGGGUAGCUCUUAAAACUAAAAUAAAAACAAACAAAAAAACGCACAUAUACAGCACACACCCAC
Messenger RNA from Musca vetustissima, 1067 nucleotides. It is a transcript of the gene Gyg, whose product is annotated as glycogenin-1. The transcript has 3 exons. Gene Ontology annotation, cellular component: cytoplasm. Bases 154 to 1017 code for a protein of 287 amino acids. The record is from RefSeq and is a predicted model, not a curated record. Lineage: Eukaryota; Metazoa; Arthropoda; Insecta; Diptera; Muscidae. Gene Ontology annotation, molecular function: glycosyltransferase activity.